AUGCAUCACCCCCUCCCCCACCCCCCAUGGCACCUCCCCCCCCUCCUCCUCCUCCUGACAACCUCCCUGCUCCCUCCCCCAACAACAGCAUACUACGUCAUGACCACCCGUCUCAACCGUCCAAACUGGUUCAAAUCCUGGAACUACAUAAUGGACGCCCGUCCCUUAACAACCUACCUCCCAAACACCUGUUACGCCACAAACACAAAAUACGGCGACGGCUACAUCCAAUCCUUCACCGUCCGUAACAACAUCGAUCAACCCACCGUCACCGGUGUAGCACUCUACCACAGCGACGACUGUGGCAAAGGAGUGGGGAAACUAGCGUAUCAUUUCUUGGAGGUACCGUUUAUGGUUAUUAAAUUCGAUGCGUUUGAUCCUUAUGGAAUUAAUACCGUGGAUUUGAUGAAACUUGGGGUUAGGUGGUUAGCUGGAUCUUGGAGAUCGGUUGAUAUUGAAAAGGAACAUGGUGAGGGGGGAUUACUGGCUGGUAUUCCGGAUUAUGGGGAAAAUGGGGUUGUGAUUUGGGAGGGGGAUCCGGAGGUUAGGAAGGUGCCGUUGCGGAGGGUUUGGAUACCGGAUUCUGUGGUUAAAGUUCAUGAGGGGAGGGAUUUUAUGGAGACUUUACCGCCGCCGCCGGAUAGAAGACGGUAUGUUUAUUUGAGGGAUCUUGUUGAACGGGUUUUGAGGCCUGGGGCGGAGGAGAUACCGGAUGUUGUGACGGAGUAUUUUGAUGAAUUGGUGAGAACGCUGCCAUCUGGUGAUGAUGACGGCGGGGCACCGAGACAGGAGGUAGAAGGGACGAAAAAGAAGAAGAAGAAGGUCAAGUCGGGGAAUAAACUGCUGAAGGGUCCUUUACAUGAUCCUUCGGAUCCAAAAUCGAAUUUCUCGUAUGAAACUCAUAGGGAGAGUUAUAAACCGAUAUAUGAUUCCGUGUCACUGGAAUUCCCGACAAUACCACAGGAUAUACUACCAAAAGCGGUGUAUUACGAAGGUCUGGGUAGUAUAGACGGAAGAGAGUUCUUUGUGAUCGAAGAAAUACCGCAGCGGAUGGGAACUAUCGACCAGAUCAAACCUGAUAAUGAAGCAGCUGUCGACGAUAGGGACGUUUUGGUAAUGGAAGAGAUUGAAAAAGAACCGGAAGAAGAAAUUGAAGAUACUAACAUAAACGAAGAGUUUCGGAAAUUUCUAUCUGACGAGGAAGAACCUAAUGACUCCGAGAUAUCUCAGCUCCUAGAAACUGGUUCGAGGGAUGAUUCGAGGCCGUUAGGAGAACUAUGGGCUGACAAGCGUCCCAUAGCUGAACUAGGAGAGGAAGUACGUGGAACAAUAACUCUCGAAGAAGAAAUCCCUAACGAAGACCAGAUACGAAACCCAGGUCAUAUGCAGAUCGAAGAAGAAGAACAACAAGUGGAAACUCAAGAAAAUCAAAUCAACGACGAAGAUAACAAUAAUGAAUCUACAAUGCAACAGGAAGAACGAAGGGAAAGGAUGCUUAACCAAAUGGAAGAAGAAGAAGAACAACCCCCCAACGACGAUACCUCCCAAUUAUCACAAAGCGUCUCCGACUGGCAACUUCUCCGCACCUCCCUCCAAGCCUUCCAACCCCUCCAAUCCGAACUUCUAAACCGUCAAAACCGCCUACCCCAACAAGAAGCAGAAGUCGAAGAACGAAGAUUUCAAAGGGGAAAUAUGAUGGCUCCUAUGAUAUAUAAUAAUAAUAACAACGACGGCAACAUAGAACGAGAAGUUCAUUCGGACCGUGCAGAACCAUCUUUAAGAGAUACGAUGGAUAUGAGCGCUCGACUAAGGACUCUUCAGAAUCCCUUUGGGUAUGAUAGAACUCCGUUUGCGUCUACUUCAUCUCAGAGGAGAGGGUUUCAGAUACCGCCUUUGAGGAGAGAGGGUAUGGAGGACUUGAUAGAGCCGUCGUUUUCAUCGACUAAUCGUAGGCCGCGGAGACAAAGUAUUGAAGAUAAUAGGAUUAUGGAAGAAGUUCCUGGGCCGCAGAACUCACCCAAUAGUUGA
Molecule: messenger RNA, 2028 nt
Organism: Orbilia oligospora ATCC 24927
Lineage: Eukaryota; Fungi; Ascomycota; Orbiliomycetes; Orbiliales; Orbiliaceae
Exons: 1
Coding region: 1-2028 (675 amino acids)
Source: RefSeq, a predicted model, not a curated record